Molecule: messenger RNA, 2647 nt
Organism: Engraulis encrasicolus (European anchovy)
Lineage: Eukaryota; Metazoa; Chordata; Actinopteri; Clupeiformes; Engraulidae
Product: upstream stimulatory factor 1-like
Exons: 11
Coding region: 218-1093 (291 amino acids)
Biological process (GO): regulation of transcription by RNA polymerase II
Molecular function (GO): protein dimerization activity; RNA polymerase II cis-regulatory region sequence-specific DNA binding; DNA-binding transcription factor activity, RNA polymerase II-specific
Source: RefSeq, a predicted model, not a curated record
CAAAAUUUGGUUGAGCAGAGUUUCAAGAAGAAGACAUUACUGCUCAUGCGCAGAAGGAGCAAGGAAUGAACAUUUUGAAAGUAUACGGGCAGAUCGAUUGGUCUGGACUAAGGAGUGGCAUGUAGAAUUUAUUAUAAACAUUGCUCAGCCAGAACAGUACAAGUCAGGGCUAGAUCCGUUCCUCGGACCUCCUGUUUGGGGUUAACCCCUGCUGGAAAUGAAAGGACAGCAAAAGAGUCCAGACACAGAAGGGGAUGUUUCAGUGAUGGAGGAAGGGGCUGUUGCGACCGCAGAUGAUCCAUCUGCCAUCACCAUUCAAUCAGCAGCAUUCUCCACGGAUCAACCUAUUAAGUACCUCUUCAAGACGGAGGGAGCAGGGGGGCAGGUGACGUAUCGGGUGAUCCAUGUGGCCGAUGGCACAGGAGUGGACGCUCAGGCCGAUGCCACAGGAGCCGUCAGCGUGGUCACGGGCUUCCCCACGGUCACGCAAGCCGUCACACCAGCCGUUACACAGGCUGUAUUAGCGCAGGCUGAAGGUCUGGAUGGGGAGGCCGCUGAAACGCAUUACUACUAUCCUGCCACCAUCGCAAAUACCCCCUCGGCCACUAUGGUCACCAACGUCCAAGCCCCCGACUCAUUACUCACUCAGAACACACCCACAGGUCAGCUCUAUGUGAUGAUGUCGCCACAAGAUGUUUUGAGUACGACCACCACGCAAAGUAAAGCUGAGACUCCACGCACUUCAAGAGAUGACAAGAGACGAGCACAGCAUAACGAAGUGGAAAGAAGACGCAGAGAUAAAAUCAAUAACUGGAUUGUCCAGCUGUCCAAAACCAUCCCCGACUGUUCGGUGGACUCCACUAAGAAUGGCCAGCAGAGCAAAGGGGGUAUUCUGUCCAAAGCCUGCGACUACAUCCAGGAGCUGAGGCAGAGCAACGCCCGGCUGGGGGAGGAGAUGGACUCACUGGAGCGCCUGAGGAUGGACAACCAGCUACUUAGACAAGAGGUGGAGGAGUGGAAAUCCAAGAAUCAGAUCCUCCGAGGUCAGCUUCGUCAGCAUGGCAUCGUAGCAGCGAGUGUGGAACCCCAGUGAGGACACAAGAUGUGCCGUCUCUCUCUCUUUUGUUUUUCUUUUAAUGUCAUUCUUUUCUCUAUUUUUUUUUAAAUUCCGCAUAGACCCUCUUACAACUGGUGUUAACGUCUGCAUCGAUGAACAAGAACAACAGCAACAGAAAAAAUCAUUAAUUUUCAACUGACCGUACAGUAUGUCAAUCAGAAGAAGUCAAUGAUGAAAGGACUAAUCGAGGUUAAGGCAUCAAAGGAAAAUGUGGGAAUUGCGGGAAGGGGUGGUGGUGGUGGUGGUGCAUAGUGUCAUGUCUAGCUUUUUUUUUCUUUAUCAUUGUCAUGUUUGGACAUUGCUUCUUCCUAUUUAGUUUUAGAUGUUAAAGUGGUCACUGAACAUCAUUGGUGAGGAAGAACAGCUCUGACCAGAAAUGGACAUGGCACACUUUGCAAACGGAGUCAUUUCUUCAAGAGAAAUGAUGCAGUUGCAAGAGGAAUGUUGUCAUUUGUUUGAAACCGUGUCCUCCUCCUUUGCAAAUUACAGCAUGAUGAAGACGUAUGCAGGCAUAAUGAAACUCAAGUUGUGCAGAGACUGAUAGGAAUGCAAUUAACACCGCUGAGACAGAAAACUCCAAACAUACACCAGCCAUUUACCUGAUGGACAUUGCAAUGACAAGAAGAAAACAAAAUCUUCACAACUUCCUUCUCCCCUAUCAACACCAUCUGCUUCCUAUACCCGUGACAGUGGUAAGGUGGUCAUUUGACAAUCUAAGCAUGGUCUGUUUUAACAUUUUGACUGUGUUUUUCAGCACCAAGGGUGAAACAGGGUUUGACUUAGAUUGGUAUUCAUGAAUGAUUUCGGCUGUACCAUAUUUGCAUCCUCGUUUUUUUCCCCCUUCUGUCAUAUUUACAACCAUGUGAAAGGCAAAAUUCUGGUCUGGAAAAAUCACCACACUGAAAAGAUACAGGAAGUCUGAGCAUUAGGCUUACAGUCGUGUUAUAUGAUCUAUCCUAAAAGCUGGGUGAGUUCCAUUGGGAUACCGCUUUUCAGUUGCCGAACCAUGGAUUGUAAGCUGAAUGACAAACCCCUUUCUCAAUACAAUAUUUGUGUGCAACUCUUAGACGAAGGUUGAUAUGGUCAGUUAUGAGACUGGUCAGUGAUGGAAAAAAGUUACAUCAAACCUUUAAUCAGUGUUAAACUGUCUAUCACAUGCUUCGAUUCUGAUUUGUUUUGUCAUUUUGUACACAAUGUUGCUUUUCCAGGUGACUUUCAAUAUUAAUGUGUCUGUCAAGUCAAUCGAUUAAUUAUUUACAGCAAAAAAAUAACACGUGUCUUUGUCUAAGCUGUCAAUAAAUCCUCAUUCUUUAGACAGUAGAGUAAUUUCAAAAUAGCCACAGAGAGAAAAGAAAGAAAUUGGCUUCAGUCUUCUGUCUGUAGCAGUUAAGCAUGUCUGUUCUAGUUUAUUUACAUUGCAUCCAUGUACAUAACAUUACAAUGUUUUGCUUUGUUUUUUUCCCCCUGUUUAAUUUGGUAGCUAUUUGUAAAUGCAUACGCUUGUAAUUUGUAUUAAAAAAAAACGAAACA